AAUUAACCGUUUUUAUGCUUUGCGUUAGGGACGUGACAUGACAACCGACAUGACAACCGACAUGACAACCGACAUGACAGCACGGCGGAAACAGCGCGAGUUGCAGAGGGAAUAAACUGGAGGGAAGGACACACGCACGCACACAUACACGCACGCACACACACACAGACACGCACACCCAUACACACACGCACACACACACGCACACACGGAGAUGAUGAUGAGUCUGGACCGGUCCGGGUGUGAAGGGAAGAUCGCACCGGAGGGCGUUACUGGCUCUUUGGGGCAGCCGCCACCGCGCGCUCAGCUUUCCGCCGUUGUGCGCGCGAGUGAGAUUCGUUCUCUUCAACAGCAUCAGCAGCAAAACCAGCACCACCAUCAUCUUCAUCAUCAUCUUCAUCAUCACCUCCACGCUGGCACUGCGCGCGAGCCCGACGAGCUGCUACGGCGUGCACUAGACUUUAAGACGCAGGGCACGCAGUGCUAUCGGGACAAGAAAUACCGUGAGGCCAUCGGUAAAUACCACCGCGCGCUGCUCGAGAUGAAAGGACUGGGCCGCGCGCUCGGGUUCGGGGACGCUGACGUCACCGCGAGAUCUCCAAGCAGGUCAGGACUAACGGAGGAGCAGCGGGGAGCUGCAGAGAGCGCGGAGCUCGAGUGCUACAACAGCCUGGCAGCGUGUCUGUUACAGAUGGAGCUGGUGAAUUAUGAGCGGGUGAAAGAGUACUGUCUCAAAGUUCUCAGGAAAGAGGGAGAGAAUUUUAAAGCUCUCUACCGCUCAGGCGUGGCCUAUUAUCACCUGGGAGACUAUAACUCCGCCCUACACUACCUGCAGGAGUCCCACAAACAGGAACCCACAGAUACCAAUGUGAUCCGCUACAUCCAGCUGACUGAGAUGAAGCUCCGCCGAAUCGCUCGAGGAAAAAAGGAUCCUGUGUAGUUCACUCAUCUGUCUCACUACCACUGUUUUCUCUCUCACUCUCACUCUCUCUCUCUCUCUCACACACACACACACACACACACACACACACACACACACACACACACA
Messenger RNA from Tachysurus fulvidraco (yellow catfish), 1048 nucleotides. Its product is annotated as tetratricopeptide repeat protein 9A. The transcript is spliced from 3 exons. Bases 215 to 940 code for a protein of 241 amino acids. NCBI's taxonomy places the organism in Eukaryota, Metazoa, Chordata, Actinopteri, Siluriformes, Bagridae. Gene Ontology annotation, molecular function: protein binding. The record is from RefSeq and is a predicted model, not a curated record.